Mercenaria mercenaria is the source of this 2781-nucleotide messenger RNA. RefSeq names its product FMRFamide receptor-like. Gene Ontology annotation, biological process: G protein-coupled receptor signaling pathway. Gene Ontology annotation, molecular function: G protein-coupled receptor activity. NCBI's taxonomy places the organism in Eukaryota, Metazoa, Mollusca, Bivalvia, Venerida, Veneridae. Bases 785 to 2140 code for a protein of 451 amino acids. The transcript is spliced from 2 exons. Gene Ontology annotation, cellular component: membrane. The record is from RefSeq and is a predicted model, not a curated record.
UUAUUGUAAUAUGUAUGUACUGUAUAUAAAACAUGUCACGUUAUUAAACAGUUACUUACUUACUUUACUUUGAAGUAUAGUAAUCAGAGAUUGAUAUAGUCAGAACGCAUUACGGAGGUGUGUUACAAUUAUUAUAUAUAAAUAACAUUUUCCCGUAUAUUUCUUAAACGAAUGCUUUUAUCACAGCGUAGUAACAUUACAGCAUUUCCGGAAUCAUACUUUCAAUCCGCAUACAAAAAGUCUCCAUUUGUACUCUUCCGCAAACAGAAAUAUCCAUUUACACAGAAAUCGUGCAAAUAACGAAUGAUGUGAUGACCGUUAAAGAUAACCUAGCCAGCGUAAUGAAAUGUCAUUUCAGCUCGGAUAAUUUUAGAGGAAGGAAUUAAAGCAGAGAUUGUCGAAGAAUUUCAACAGUUUCUACAACAUCAAGUCAGAGGAAACGAACAAUCAUGAGUGAGUUUAGUCCCUGUUCUAUAGACGAGAAUGAAGACUGAAAAACUGUUGGUGAAUGUUGCCAUUCUAAGUGAAAAGAAAUGUGUUUUCGAUAACGGAUGCAAAGAGGCACAUCCUGUAUACUGUGUGUCACGAGCACCUGAAAUGUCUAGAACCUGAUCAACAAAAAUAACGGAAGUAAAAAAAUGACAGGAUAGAUUUUAAUUAAUUUUUGAAGAACAAACUGAAUUUCUUAUCAAAAUUUAGAUAAAAUUCAAGAACUAUCAUAAAAAAUGUAAAAGCUGGACAUCUAAAUGGUAAUAUAGAGGAAUUCAACGUCAGCUGUUCGGAUAUGAUUGCUUAUACCACUGACGAAGUAAGUACGGUACCAUUCGAUAUUAAUUACACUUAUGACUAUGGAGAUGAAUACAUGUAUCCGGGAUACUCGUUUGAAAGACCAGUUUACCUAUAUCUUUGGGAAAUUCUAGUUCUUAUAACGUUCUUCCAAAAUCUUCUAAUCUUGUUAGUAUUUCUUCAUAGAACAAUGCGCAGCCCAACAAAUCUCAUUCUAUCAGCGAUAGCUAUUUCCGAUUCCUUAACCGGACUGGUUACUAUACCAACUUACAUUAUGGUGUUCCAGAGAUACGAUCCACUACCAGAGUUUUAUUACGAUAAUAAUAUCGUGAACCAGUCUCAAGAAAUAUUUAAUCAACAGAAUAGAAACACAAUCUUCAAUCUAUAUCAAAAUUAUUAUAACCAGUCAGCUGAAGAUACUGAUUAUUUGGACACCUACUUCAGUGUAACUCAAAGCUCUGAAAUGAGUUCCAACGCAACAGCGAGUUGUAACAAAAUACUGUCAUCAACAGCUUACCUUUCACCAACACUACCACCAGUAGACGGAUAUAUUCUCAGUAAGAGUCUUUGUCAAGGAUUCAUGAUCUCAAAGUACUUUUUGUCGAAAUCGUUUCAUACAAUUUCGAUCUUUCUUACAUUAUUCCUAGAAAUACAAAGGUAUCUAUCAGUGGCACAUCCCUAUAGAUAUAGAACUUGUUUUAAUAAAUUCAGGAUUGUGAAAAUUUAUUGCAUUUCUGCAUUCGUUUUAUGUCCAUUCCUUCAUGUGUAUCAUUUGGGAAGUGAAAGGGCUGUAGGAGGGCUUUGCCACUGGGAACUUACAGAAGCUGGCUGCGGGUUAGAUUGUAUAUAUUUAUGGACAGCGUUCAUAGUUCGGCAUUUCAUUCCGUGUGUAACACUUGUAAUUUUUACGCUUUUGUUUAUAAACAAACUUAUGAAAGGAGAAGAAAAUUUCCGAAGACUGGACGGUUACUCGUCUCAGUAUUCAAAAAGGGUCAAUGAUAAUCGACGUAUUUCUUUUGUAGUUACUUCUGUUGUUAUUGUUCGACUGGUUCCCGAGAUACCGUAUAUCAUUUUACUACUGUACAACAGCAUAGAUGUGACUGUUAAUAUGGGUAGAGAUAUAGAGCUUGAAAACAACAGAAUGUUUCAUAUGUGCUAUGAAAUAUGUCUCGUGUUAUCGUUUCUCACUAACUUCUAUAUAUAUCUAAUUGUCAACAAGUCGUUCCGCAGACGUUUGUACCGAACAUUUAUUGAACCGGUCCUGAGGCACAUGAGGGAUGCACUUAGUUUUACGAGGUCGCGUGUUUAUCUUCUACUGGGGAAGCAUAGAUCAGUGAAGCCAGGGAAGAAGUAAGACAACAUGGAACAAUCGGAGACAAAGUUAGUGGGUGGAGUUGCAAAAUUGUUGCGUGCACCUUUUAUGUACUUUUGAAAUCUACAAUGAUGCACUAUGACAUCCUGAACCUAGUUUUAAAAUAAAUUUCCACUUUCGCUUGUCACUUUUUCACAAUAAAAAUGACAAUAUUUUUCGGUAAAAAGUAUUUUCAAUCUGUCUGCCUGUUCUCGUGAUAUAGGAUUGAAGUACUAAUCAAUCAAUUAAACAUGCAUUACUUGGAAGUUAUUGUACUAUUACCUGAUACCUCGUUAUGAUUAUGGCAGACAGGCUUUUAUAACGUGUAGCAACAAACAUCACGAUUGGUUCGUAUUUAGGAUGGUGAUCAAGAUAACGCUUUAAACCUGGCACGUGGCAUAGUAACAGUGGAAUUAUAAUUGAACAUUCACUUUGAUGAAAGACUCGUUAGAUUUUAUAAUUCUAAUUCUGUACUAUGCAGCAUAGUAGUUAAAACAUAAAUCAAUAAAAUGCUAGAAAUAAAUAUACUAGACUAAAGUAUGUCUAUUUCGUUUUAGAAUGAUAUGAAGUAAAUUAUUCCAUGCAAGUACACCUACCCAUCAUAGACAAAAACGCAUACCGUCGAGGAAGUUUGGUUGGAGCUA